Messenger RNA from Melitaea cinxia (Glanville fritillary), 1565 nucleotides. It is a transcript of the gene Sps1, whose product is annotated as inactive selenide, water dikinase-like protein. Bases 1 to 1209 code for a protein of 402 amino acids. The record is from RefSeq and is a predicted model, not a curated record. Gene Ontology annotation, cellular component: cytoplasm. The transcript has a single exon. Gene Ontology annotation, biological process: L-selenocysteine biosynthetic process. Gene Ontology annotation, molecular function: selenide, water dikinase activity; ATP binding. Lineage: Eukaryota; Metazoa; Arthropoda; Insecta; Lepidoptera; Nymphalidae.
AUGUCUUAUCAAUCUAGUGUAGCGCAGGAUACUUUAUCUGCAGCACAGUUAGAGAUGGCCGGUAACCCCAACGCAUUGGCUUUGCGACGGCCAUUCGAUCCAGUGGCUCAUGACUUGGAAGCCAGUUUUCGCUUGACGAGAUUCGCAGAUUUAAAAGGGCGAAGCUGUAAAGUACCUCAAGAUGUUCUAUCUAAACUUGUUGAGUCACUUCAGCAGGACUAUUCUCAACAAGAUCAGGAUCAGUUUAUGCAUGUGGCUAUCCCGCGAAUCGGCAUUGGUUUGGAUUGUUCAGUGACGCCGCUCAGACAUGGCGGGCUUUGUUUGGUGCAAACUACUGACUUUUUUUACCCCUUAGUGGACGACCCCUACAUGAUGGGUAAGAUAGCAUGUGCUAACGUUCUUAGCGACUUAUACGCGAUGGGUGUGACGGAAUGUGACAAUAUGCUGAUGUUGCUCGGAGUAUCCACUAAGAUGACUGAAAAGGAACGUGAUGUGGUAAUCCCACUUAUAAUGCGAGGAUUUAAAGAUUCCGCUCUAGAAGCAGGCACGUCUGUCACUGGUGGUCAGACUGUAAUUAACCCUUGGUGCACGAUUGGAGGGGUAGCAACAACUAUUUGUCAGCCCAAUGAAUACAUUGUGCCAGAUAAUGCAGUAAUGGGUGAUGUAUUAGUUCUUACAAAACCCUUGGGUACCCAAGUUGCAGUAAAUGCACAUCAAUGGCUGGACCAACCUGAACGCUGGAACAGGAUUAAAUUAGUAGUAUCUGAAGAAGAUGUACGAAAAGCAUAUCACCGUGCAAUGGAUUCUAUGAGUAGGCUGAACCGUAUCGCGGCCAGACUUAUGCAUAAAUAUAAUGCUCAUGGCUCUACUGAUGUUACUGGAUUUGGUCUUCUAGGACAUGCUCAAAAUCUUGCUUCUCAUCAGAAGAAUGAAGUAUCGUUUGUCAUUCACAAUUUACCAGUUAUUGCUAAGAUGGCUGCUGUUGCUAAAGCUUGUGGUAAUAUGUUUCAACUUUUACAAGGUCACGCACCAGAAACUUCCGGAGGAUUAUUAAUCUGCUUACCUCGUGAACAAGCGGCUGCAUACUGUAAAGACAUCGAAAAGCAGGAAGGAUAUCAAGCCUGGAUUAUUGGAAUUGUAGAGAAGGGAAACCGCACUGCUAGAAUUAUUGACAAACCUCGAGUUAUUGAAGUGCCUGCUAAGGAUUAAAUUAUAACAUUCUGUUCAUAUGAGACAUUUACAAUGAAUAUAAUAUAAUAUAGUUUAAUGUUAUUUCAGAGCCGGAUAAAUCUUAAUAUGGUUUUAAAAACAAUUUAUCAUUGUCAUAGCUAAUGGCAAAAAUAUUUUUUGUUUUUAAUGCAUCAUUCUCUUGUCACUAUUAAUAUGGCGUUGUAAAAUUAGCAAGUUCUAAUGACAUGUUUUAGGUUUAUAAGUAAGAUAUCACUAUUACCUUUAAGAAAAAAUUAUUCCAUUAGGUUUCCCUCUUAAUCUGACAUGACUUUGUGGAUUGAUUCUGCAAAUUGUGGAAUAAGUAUAAUUGAUUAGAAUAAAAUUAUUUUUCAUUC